Dunckerocampus dactyliophorus (ringed pipefish) is the source of this 1932-nucleotide messenger RNA. RefSeq names its product g6f-like (gene g6fl). The record is from RefSeq and is a predicted model, not a curated record. Gene Ontology annotation, molecular function: MHC class II protein binding; protein tyrosine kinase binding. NCBI's taxonomy places the organism in Eukaryota, Metazoa, Chordata, Actinopteri, Syngnathiformes, Syngnathidae. Gene Ontology annotation, biological process: T cell activation; positive regulation of ERK1 and ERK2 cascade; interleukin-15-mediated signaling pathway. The coding region runs from base 369 to 1814 and encodes 481 amino acids. The transcript has 13 exons. Gene Ontology annotation, cellular component: membrane raft; external side of plasma membrane.
CAUCGGGCAAAGAGGCGUCACAAGUCCAGCUUCCAGAAAGGCAAUUAGGUGCAGCUUUGGCAAAGUCAUGUCCCGGCCUACUCGGAGUCAGAGCGUCAUGCUGCAGUGCUGGCUGCAUGCCUCCCCACCGGGCCAAGAACACCUACCUGGUCAUAAAUGGGCUUUCACUUGUACGGCACCUUUCUACCUUGAAGGUACCCACCGUUGCCACAUUUACCUCCUGCUGAAGCAGCAGCAGCAGCAGCCAAGGGUUCAGUAUCUUGCCCGAGGAUACUUCGACAUGGUUACGGGAAGGCGGAGGAUUGAACCAGCAACGUUCAGACUGGGAUGAAGUCAUUGUGGCAAGAGGCGGCACACCCAUCAUCUUAAUGUGCAUCAAUAGGGACGUGAGGGGCGACGUGGGCAUCAGCUGGAUGGUCAAGCUACACGGUGCGAAUGACUGGAAGCUGGUGCUGUCGGCCAAUGAGCGCAAAAGGUUUGCCGGCAGUGCCUACAAGCCUUCCAUGCGCUUGGUUGAACCCUACUUCCAAGACACGGGGGAUUUUUCUCUGGUCUUCCCACCCACAAUACAGGAUGUCGGCCUUUACGCGUGCUUGAUAGAGCAGCAAGGGAGGAAAGUGAAGGAGAAGACAAUCCUGUUGGCCAUCAUCUCCGUCAUCGUCAUUCCGGCCAUCUCCAUCCCUCAGCAGAGCACCCUGCGUCUGAUUGCCAGGGUCAUUCCUCAGUAUGCUGUCCACCAGAUCACUUGGGAAUCUCCACAUGGACGUUCCUUAAAAACUGAGAGUAAACCCAACACCGGAAUAGUGGCCAAACUUCCCCAAGUGACAUACAGUGAUGCUGGGCUCUACGAGUGUCACUGUCUGGUUCUUCCUGAAGCUGUCUUCACCUUUGCGGUGAAUAUAGUCAUCGAUGCUGUCAGGGUGGCCUCAUUCACCAACGUAGUGCACAGCCCACCCAUCUCCACUGCAACUCAGGCCAUGAUGCUCUUCCAUCUUUCCUGUCCCGAUGUCCAAGGGGACUGCGUCCUCCUAUACUGGCAAAACCCAAAGUCCUCCAUAAGCGAGCUGGUGUACCACUAUGAUCGCUGGAGGGGCACCACUCUGACGACUACGUACAGCCAGAACCUGCAACUGGCCGGCUCGCCCUACAAUGCAGAGUCCGGGAACUUUUCCUUCAUCCUCACGCCUGACCUCAGCAAUGGCGGCCUCUACAUCUGUGACGUGCUCCUCAAUGACCACGCCUUCAGCCAGAGAACCCUGCUGAAUGUGCUGAAAGUGACGACCAGCCGUUCAUCCUCUAAACUGGAGCUGGAUUGUCUCUACAGCGCACUGACUGAGGUUCACAGCGGAGUGUGGGAGCACGAGAAUAAGAGUCACAGGCUGGAAAUGAUGAGCAGUGGCCCUGGAAGUGUGAGGACCGAUUUGCCCUUACCCAUCACCUCAGACACAGCUGGGAACUACACCUGUACCCUGCAGCUAAACAACGGCCAGACUGUCAGUGCCACACACAUGGUCAAGCAACAAGAGAGUGUCAGUGUCCCCGCACCCUCGUCGCUCUCUUCCCUCUCCGCUUUAUUACUUUUGGUGCCCCUGUUUGCCACGGCUGUUGCUGUGUUGCUAUGGAGACAGAAGCACAUCACCGAUCGCGCUAUUGAGCAGUCCCUGUCCGUCCACUCGGGCGAGGCGGAGAACAUCUAUGAGAAUCCCGAAGAUGUCAGACAGGCUGCUCCUCCGGGUUCAGUCUACAUGGAUUUAAAACCAAGAAAGAAUGAUGUCUAUAAGGAGCUGGAGCGAUCCAAGCAAUGUCAGAGCUGAUCACCUACAGUACAACCCUCAUGCAGCUGUCACAUCUGUCCUCCUGCAUGUUGCAGCAGGAGGGCCAUUUUACCAGGAGCACAGCAUGAGCAAGAUGUUAUAAUUGGCUUUUGGACAG